This is a messenger RNA of Branchiostoma floridae (Florida lancelet), 694 nucleotides long. RefSeq names its product interferon-inducible GTPase 5-like. Gene Ontology annotation, cellular component: membrane. The transcript has 2 exons. Bases 66 to 656 code for a protein of 196 amino acids. Gene Ontology annotation, molecular function: GTP binding. Lineage: Eukaryota; Metazoa; Chordata; Leptocardii; Amphioxiformes; Branchiostomatidae. The record is from RefSeq and is a predicted model, not a curated record.
UGGAUGAAGAUGACAUCUUCGUCCUUUGAAGACUGAAAGAACCUGUAGCCCGUGGUGACUAUGACAUGGGUGCCCUCCGUAUAGCAAUGCUCAACAGCCUUUCAACCUACAAGCAGGGUGUUCUGAUAAAGAACAUCCAAGACUUUUCCAUGGCUACACUGAUGAAGAAAGGGGAGGUGAUGAGGAAAAUAGUGUGGGGAGUAGCAGCUGGUGCUGCGGCAAUCAGUGCUGUACCUCUUCCUGGCAUAGGUGUGGCUAUGGAUAUGGUGGCGGUGACUACAGCAUAUGUCAAAGUCCGCAAAGCUUUCAACAUCGACGAUGAAUCUCUUGAGCAGUUGGCAAGUAUUUGUAACAAAUCAGCUCUGGCCUUGAAGAGGUUUCGUAACCGGAAUUCAACACUAUGGAGUGCUAUAAAGAACAGCAGGGGUAAACUGGCACUACGAAAUCUUGCUGCUGUUGCAUCAUCUUCUGUCACAGUUGCUACCCUGGCCAUAACAAGUGCUACAGCAAAGAUAGCACUUCCAAUCAUCGGUGGAGUCAUAGCUGCUCCAGCCUCCUUUGCCCUGAUAGUGUUCCUUGUGAGAAAGUUCAUUGAUGAGAUGGAGAAGUGUGCAACCAAACUGUUCAAGUUUGCUUUCAGCAAUAAUAUGCUGUAAGAUAUCUGCCUUAUAUAGUUUUGCACCCUAAUAAGUAA